AUGUAAGGAAUAGCUUCCUCUUUGAGAGCGUUUUGUUUGUUCACCUUGGGAAGGCUCCUUCCUAGCACAACGACAACUAAACGGCUCCUCUUUCAGGAUACAUUUUCGUCCGCUAAGUGUGUUGCAUAAAUGACCCGCAGACACCUUUGAGGCUGAAGAGGUCGCCGGCGGAGAGACUGACGAGCUAGUGCCGGCUAACGCGGCUAACGAGGAGACCACGUCCACAACACUGGGGGGCAAAACGAACCACAAACUGCGGCUGACAACAGUAACUGUUGACGUUACAGCCACGGGAUAUACCACCACAAGGAUUCUGAUGUGAAUUUACCAGACAGAAAGAUGAACAAAUCCCUCCCACACUCUCUAAUGAAUCUCACCUGGAGUGGGAGGUCUUUGUAAGGAAAAGAGAGAGGAGGAAGAAUCACACGUGGUCUGAAAACAGGGGACAUGAAUCUCCAUCAAGUCCUCACAGGGGCUGUCAACCCUGGGGACAAUUGUUUCUCUGUCGGGAGCUUCAACAAUGUGCCUUUCACGGCUUAUGCGUCAGGUUGUGACGUGGUGAUUUUGGGCAGUAAUUUUGAGCGGCUGCAGAUUAUCCCAGGGGCCAAGCAUGGUAACAUCCAGGUCGGAUGUGUUGACUGCUCACUGCAGGGUGGACAGAUUGCAGCUUCCUAUGGAAGCAUUGUGUGUAUAUUUGAGCCUGUGCAGCAGCCAGAUCAAAAAGACACAUUAUUGUCCAAAUUGAACUGCCAGUGGCAAAAAACUGGUCAGUUUGUGUUGGAGUCUAUGGUACGGAACUUGGCUUGGCACCCAACAGGUAGCACACUCUUGACAGGCUCCAGCAGCCUCCAGUUGUGGUCCCAUGUUGAUGGGGGGAAAGAUGGAGGUGAAGGGAGUGGAAAGCAGACUCGGAUGACCAUACAAGACUCUUGUUCUGCUUGGAGAUGUAUCUGGCAGAUCAAGACUGCCUCUCCAGUUUGUUUUAUUAAGUACUCACCUGAUGGGGAAUUCUUUGCUACUGCUGGACAGGAUGACUGCUUGGUAAAGGUCUGGUACGGCACCAGUAAGUGGCAGUCAAGUGUUGCCAGACUCUUCACACCCCCAGAUUCCAGUGUGAGUGUUCAGGGAGAGCUGGCCUUUUCCUUUGUCUACCUGGCCCAUCCCCGAUCUGUUACUGGUUUCUCUUGGAGGAAGACUAGCAAAUACAUGCCACGGGGUGCAGUCUGUAAUGUUCUGCUCACCAGCUGUAAGGACAGUGUCUGUCGGCUUUGGGCAGAGACGAUAUUGCCUGGUGACAGCCUCAUCUCUGGUCACCAUAACAACCACGCUUCUGACCAAAGCGGUGAAACAGCCAACUGUGCUGGCAGCUCCCGGAAAAACACCUGCAAUGGGAAGGCACAAGGAUUAACAUCACACGAAUUUAAUUUUCAAGAAUCACGGCAUUCCUCCUAUCGGGAUAUUCCCUUGCCCUCCCUUACUGGCUGCCUGCCUCACCAGCAGAAUCGACAUUACUCCCACAAGAGAGCCAGCAAUGGCAUGCCCCACGCUAAUGCCCUCUGCCACUUCCACAUCGCUGCCAGCAUCAACCCUGCCACAGACAUUCCUCUGCUACCAUCCAUCUCCUCUCUAAAUGCUGUGGAUGAUGAGGAACCUGGGGGUCCAUUUACUGUCCACUGGCUCAACAACAAAGAGCUUCAAUUUACAUUAGCAAUGGAAGUCUUUCUGCAGCCGCUCAGGGGCAGUUUAGAACAGCAGACUGAAUGCUCCAGUGAAGAUGCUGACGAUGAAGAAAACCUUGAAGAAGAUAACAGUUGCAGGUCAAGUGAUCCCAAAGGACUUGAAGGUGUGGAGCUUCCUGUAGCGGCGGUGGAGCACCAGGUGGAUGUUCUGUUAGAGGAGUGGAACAAAGGGGCCGACAUGCUGUUCAGUAUACAUCCCAUGGAUGGUUCUUUGUUAGUUUGGAAUGUGGACUGGCUAGACGAAUACCAACCCGGCAUGUUCAGGCAGGCUCAGGUGUCAUUCGUGUCGCGUAUCCCUGUAGCAUUCCCUACGGGUGAUGCCAUCUCGCUGAGUCACAGCGUGGUUAUGUAUGCUUGCAACAAGAAUGUGGAUCUGGCUAUUGAACAUGGCAGACAGCGGCCACCUGGGAGCUCAAUGUCUCAAACAAAAUCUACUCUGAUCAGCUACGGAGGUGCAGUAAAAGCUUCACCCAGCAGUAGUCUCCGACUGAGCAUCUUCACCCCCAAUGUCCUCAUGAUCUCUAAACAUGAUGAUGGCUCUCUAAAUCAGUGGGCAGUCAGUUUUGCUGAAGACUCAGCUUUCUCAACUGUGCUCAGUGUCUCCCACAAAUCCCGCUACUGUGGCCACCGUUUCCACCUCAAUGACUUGGCCUGUCACUCCUUACUCCCGCUUCUCCUAACCACCUCGCAUCACAAUGCCUUGAGGACACCAGAGGCAGAUAACAUCCUGGCUCCUCCAGAGGCCUACUCCACUGGCGUGUCCUAUUCCAGAUCUCCGUUUCAUGUGUCACGGCCCAGCCGGGUCUCUCUGGGCGGUGUUUCUCAGGACCCCAAUGCAAUUUACAGCGAGCUGAUUUUAUGGAGAGUGGAUCCCGUCGGCCCGCUGUCUUUGUCAGGCGGGGUUUCGGAGCUUGCUAGAAUAAAUUCUCUUCAUGCAUCAGCAUUUGCUAAUGUGGCCUGGCUGCCUACGCUCAUUCCCAGCAGCUGUUUAGGUGCAUACUGUAACUCCCCCAGCGCCUGCUUUGUAGCAAGUGAUGGGCAAUCACUCAGGCUGUAUCAGGCUGUUAUCGAGGCAAAGAAACUCCUGAGUGAGCUCUCCAAUCCUGAGAUAUCAAAAUAUGUUGGGGAGGUCUUCACCAUCAUCAGUCAGCAGUCAACAGCAAAACCAGGCUGCAUCAUAGAACUGGAUGCCAUUACUGACUUUCAAGGGAAGGAGACCCAGCUCUUGCACGUCUUUCAGGAGGAUCUGAUCCUUGGCAGUGUGAAGAGAGCGGACGUACAGGGAACUCCUGAUUCUGCUUCCUCCAGCGAAUCAGCAUUUUCUGCACGUUUUUUCCUGGUUGUGGUGGAAUUGACUCCAACAGGCCGUUCGCUACUCCACAUGUGGCAUCUUCAUCUUGCUGCUCUACCUGUCACAAUGGCGUCGCCUAUGAGCAGCUCUCAAUUCAUCAAUGACGGACUAAGUUCUCCAGUAAUCCAGAAGAGUAAACCGUGCACUUCCAAUCUGCAGAGUGCUUGUCGCCUCAGCCUCACAACACGCAGGCUGUGCAGCCAAGAGAUGGCUCUUCCUGCAGGAGUGGAAGCCAUCAGUGUUACUCCCUCAGCAGGUCACCUGAGUGCAUCGUGUUCCCUACCAGCUGGCUGUGUGCCUUACCUCCUCGCUACUUCCUGCUCUGAUGGAAAAGUGCGCUUCUGGAGGUGCAGUGUUGUGAUGCCAGAACCCUCCUGUACAGACACCUUUGUGUACCAGUGGGAUGAAUGGCCUCUCCUGGUUGAUGAAAGACUUCCUAACAGCAGCGCAGUAAGUGUGUCUGGUCGCCCCAUCAAGGUGAGCUGCUGUCACACUGGACGGAUUGCUGUUGCUUACAAGCAGAUGCCAAAUACACCCCUGAACUCAUCGCCUCAUCAGAACUCUAAUGGACUGCCAUCUUUUCCUCCUACUUUGGCAUCUUCCCCAUAUGUAUACAACAGUACACACCUGGCCCCUUCUCUGACUGUACAGCCCAGCCCAAUUCUCCAUGUUGGCCCGAACCUAAUGAAGGCGAAAGAACCACUGGUCUACAUCAGCAUAUUUCAGUGUGACUCCACUGGUGGUUCACAGUGGAUUCUUGAGCAGACAAUAGUGUUGAACAGCACAGACCCCACAGCUAGCACCUCAGCAGCGAACACUGUCACUAUUCCAACUAAUAUAGACUUCUCUGUACCCAAUGAGAAUUGCCCUGCGUCUGCUAAUAAGAGCCUAGUUCACCUGGACUGGGUCUCCCAAGAGGAUGGGUCUCACAUUUUGACUGUUGGUAUUGGGACAAAGAUUUACAUGUACGGCCGUCUGUCUGGGAAGCCUCCAGAGCUGGUUCUGUCUUCUGAUGCCAGUAGAGAUCAAAGUAUGUCUCGCCUGGUUCUGCUUCGAUCAGUCAAUCUGGUCUCCUCUGUUGAAGGCUCAUUACCCAUCCCAGUUUCCCUCUCUUGGGUACGAGAUGGGAUCUUGGUAGUGGGCAUGGACUGUGAGAUGCACGUGUACUCCCAGUGGCAACCCCCGGUCCCUCCCAAGCCUAACAUCGUAGUUGUUCAAGACACAGACAUCAGCAGCAGCUUUUCCUCCAUAACCUCAGCCGUCAGACAGAGCCAAGAGGACGUCCUCUGUUCCGUGGGCCCCACAUCUUUAUUAGCCCCUCCAAAAAAGGCCCUAACGAGGUCAAUGAUGAGCCUGGCUCAGAAACUCAGUGGGAAAAGGACAGCUUACGACCUGCCCGUGGAGAUGGAAGAUUCUGGGCUUUUUGAGGCAGCGCAUCAACUCUUUCCAACUCUACCCCAGUACCAUCCUGUACAGUUACUGGAGCUCAUGGACCUAGGGAAGGUCCACCGUGCAAAAGCCAUCCUCUCCCACCUGGUGAAAUGCAUUGCUGGGGAAAUUGUGACACUUAAAGACAGCAACACCAAUCCAGAGAAACGCCUGCGCUCUCGAACCAUUAGUGUCGGAGGCAGCACAGCCAGGGACCAGAAGAUAUUCAGCCAAGCAGAGAGUUCCAGUCCUGACUACACAGAGAUAAGCUCCGUCCCUCCCCUGCCUUUGUACGCCCUUCUGGCAGCCGAUGAAGACACACCACAACUUGAUAAAGGGGGCAGUGUUAGUGGAGACAGUGGCCAUGGCUCCAGUCAGACUGAUGCUUACGAUGAGCUCUUUCAUACACCCAACAUGGUGGAUUUGGACCCUCUGGACAAUGAUCACGAGGAAACAGGAAAUAAGGUUAUAGACCUGUCACAGUACAGCCCUAAAGACUUUGGUCCAGAACAUGCCCAGGUUCUGUCCAGCCACCUCCUCCACUCCAGUUUACCUGGGUUAACGCGAAUGGAGCAGAUGUCACUCAUGGCGCUAGCAGACACCAUUGCUACUACAAGCACCGAUCUAAAGGACAACCAGGGCAAGAACAAAGGAGGAGAGACACUGGAUGAAUGUGGCCUGAAGUUCCUGCUGGCUGUCAGACUUCACACCUUCCUCUCAACUUCCCUACCUCCAGCGCACCGAGCACAGCUACUACGGCAAGGCCUGUCAACAUGUCAUUAUGCCUGGGCCUUUCACUCUGACGCCGAGGAGGAGCUGCUGAACAUGCUGCCGGCCCUGCAGAAGGGAGAGCCCGGCUGGCCGGAGCUGCGCUCCAUGGGCGUGGGCUGGUGGCUGCGCAGCACCGACAAGCUACGCAGGUGUAUUGAGAAGGUUGCCAAGACCUCUUUUCAGAGAAACAAUGAUCCUCUGGAUGCAGCUAUAUUUUACCUAGCUCUGAAAAAGAAGGCAGUGGUUUGGGGACUGUACAGGUCUCAGAAGAAUGCAAAAAUGACAGAUUUUUUCCGCAACAACUUCAGCGAGGACAGGUGGAGGAAAGCAGCACUGAAAAAUGCCUUCUCCCUGCUGGGAAAGCAGCGCUUCCAGCAUUCUGCAGCCUUUUUUCUUCUAGCCGGCUCCCUCAAGGAUGCUGUGGAGGUGUGUUUAGAGAAAAUGCAGGAUCUGCAGCUGGCCCUUGUCAUCUCUAGAUUGUAUGAGUCAGAAUAUGAAACUGCCUCCACCUACAAGAAGAUCCUCCAGAGGCAUGUUUUGGGACAAGACAAACAGAUUCCAGCCCAACCAGAUCCGUUCCUAAGAAGCAUAGCCCACUGGAUCCUGGAAGACUACAGCAGAGCUUUGGACACUCUAAUCGAGCAGCCUGCUAACUGUAAAAGCUCUGGGUCCCCUGACAGUAAAUGUGACACGGGUUCCUUUGCUGUCUCUCCCUGUAACCCAGAGGUUUUCAACUUCUACAUCUACCUCCGUACACAUCCGCUACUCCUUCGCCGUCAUUUUGGCUCCUCAGAUAAAGCUAAAGUUGGCCUGACUGCUGAAGGUCGCAGGGCUGAUUCCAUCAGCCUGGAUGAGAGAAGACUGUUUUUCACUACUGCAUACGCACAUUUGCAUGCCGGUUGCCCCAUGCUAGCACUCGAAGUUCUCUCCAAGAUGCCCAAAGUCCACAAGCAUUCCAAACUCUCCAACCAGGAGGAUACGGCAGUUGCAGCUGAGCUCAGUGUUGGGAGUAGGAACGGACAAGCAUCGGACCCAAACUGGCCGCAGUCGCCUCUGAACGGCUACGAGUCAGAAGGAAACAGCUUAUCCCACAGUCACUCAGAUUCAGUGUUAAGUUUUGAUUGGAGUCAGCCAUCACUGACCGUUCCAGAUGAGUCCCUGGAGCUGAAAUGGGACAGCGACAAAGAUGAUGAUGAUGAUGAUGAUGAGGAGGAUCAUGAGGAUGAUGAUGAUCAGGAGGCUGAUGAAGAAAGGAAAGAAGGGAAAUGCGGUAGAACUACAGACUGCAGUGUGUUUCAAGAUGCGCAGGAUGCCAUGUCAACAGGGCUGGAACGAGUGAUAAGUGAGGAGACUGAAGACGAUGAUGAUUGCAUUGCUCCAUCUGAUGACAUCUUGGCAGCUCAGCUCAAGUUCACUGCCUGCUUGAAGAUUAUGACCAAUGAGCUGCGCACGCUGUCAACGGGGUACGAGUUGGAUGGAGGGAAGCUCCGGUACCAGCUCUGCCAGUGGUUGGAAAGAGAGGUUGUGGCUCUUCAGCAUUGCUGCAGUUAUAAACCUUGCUUGCCAGAGUCAUCUUCCCAAGGUGAUACUCCAGUUUCUGGACUAGUAGAGGAGGAACAGUCUGGGAGCCCCUAUGGUGAUGGCCACAGGAGCAGGAGACAGUGGCUGCAGAGUAACCAGCCUUUACUCCGAAUGUUUCUGAGCUACUGCAGCUUACAUGGCUCCCACGGUGGAGGACUGGCUUCUGUACGCAUGGAGCUUAUAUUGCUGCUUCAAGAGUCUCACCAGGAUGACUCUUUCAAUUCGGUGGUUGCACUGAGUUCCCAACCCAGCUCCAUCCCUCUUCUCAUGGCUUGUACAGUCAAUGUAAAGACAGUUGUGGCCAAUCCCAUCGUCUAUUUGACCAACCUGACUCAUGAUAUCUUGCAGACCAUCAAUUCACUCGACUCUCCACCACAUCCUGAUGUUGUUGACAAUGAGAUCUACGUGAUGCACACCUUGGCUGCUUCCUUGUCUGCUUGUAUAUAUCAAUGUCUUUGCGACGGACACAGAUACAGUCAUGUAAACCAUUUCACAGGGACUGUGUAUGAAAGUGUCCUGCUGUCUCAGAAGCAGCCACACAAAACUGUGAGCAUGGACGAGUCUGUUCAGCCAAACACUUCUCCUGCUCAGUGGCCAGGUAUCGCCUCUCUCAUUCGUCUGUUGAGCUCAGCAGGUGAAGAGAGCCAGCCAGGCUUAGCUGUGUUGCUGUGUGAGGUCCUGACUGCCGUCUUCCUCAGCCUUUUUGUUCACGGCAUGGCCACUCACUCCAGCAAUGAACUGUUUCGCAUCGUGGCCCACCCGCUCAACAGCAAGCUAUGGGUGACAGUGUUUGGAGGUGGCGCCCGGAUCCCUGUUAUUGAGAAACCCAGCAGUCCAAUAAUAACACCCCCGCCAGCCUCACCAAGUGGCUCUGACAGAAAAUCCAGACGAUUCAGGUUUCUCUCAGGACGCAGUGGAUCGCGGGAAGAAUCUGGGAUGGAGCGGGAGGGGCUAACCAGUCCCAAAUACGCUACUGUUUUUGAGCAGGAAGUUCCUUCCAUCUUCAAAGAACAAUUUGUCCCUCCAGAGCUGAGUAUUUGGGAUUAUUUUAUCGCCAAGCCGGUACUGUCCACAUCAGAAAACAGAAUUGAUUAUGACUCUGAGGAGAGCCAGGCCAGCCAAGAUGAGGAUGAUGAAGAUGAAUAUGAAGACAUGCUUUACCCCAACUCUCCACAGAGAGAGCAUUCAAAUCACAACUCUUACAGUUGGUGUUUGAUGCGGCUGACGAUGGUUCAACUGGUGUUGAUCAACCUCAAGUCCUUUUACCCAGUGGCAGGGUAUGAUCUAUUAGAUUUGCCUGUGGCCUCGCCUCUGUGUCACGCUGUGCUCAAAACUCUGCAGCGCUGGGAACAGGUGCUGCAGAAAAGACUGGAGAUCUUCGGGGGGCCCCCUUCAAACUAUAUCUCCACUCAGCUCCACGAUGAAACCCCCACACCUGGCCCUGCCCUGCUCCGACACAAAGCCCUGUUUGAACCAUCCAACACCCCAUUCAGAACUAGCCACCAUUCAGCGCUGCCAGUGAAACGUUUAUGGCAGUAUUUGGUGAAGCAGGAGGAAGUGCAGGAGACUUUCAUUCGAAACAUCUUCACAAAGACACCGGGCACAAAUCAGGACCAGACCGACAGUCUGAAAUAUUCAGGAUUGGACGAGACAGGAAACAAUCAGACUGAGUCAGAUCUGGGAUCGCCUGGAGGAAAAGCACGCAUCAUCCACAAAGAAUCUGACAUCAUCACAGCUUUUGCCAUCAACAAGGCAAACCGUAAUUGUUUAGUCAUGGCGUCCACCCAUGACAUUCAGGAGCUGGAUGUUUCAUCUAUCUUGGCCACACAGAUCCUGACGUGGAUUGAUGAUGAUGAUGCUGAACCCAAAGGUGUUUGUGGUGAUGACUUCCUGGUCGUCCAUGCACGUGAUGAUUUUGCCACGCUCCACGGCACAACACCUUACACCCACAGCAGCCCUGGGACACCCAUCAACGUGCCCUGGCUGGGGAGCAUGCAGACAGGCAGAGGUGCAGCUGUGAUGAUCAAGAGAAAUAUCAACAAUGUCAGAAGAAUGACCUCCCAUCCCACACUUCCGUACUACCUGACCGGUGCUCAGGACGGCAGCGUGAGGAUGUUUGAGUGGGGUCACUCCCAGCAGAUCAUCUGCUUCAGAAGUCCAGGCAACUCCAGAGUCACCAGGAUAAGAUUCAACCACCAGGGAAACAAGUUUGGUAUUGUAGAUGCUGAUGGGGGUUUGAGUCUCUGGCAGACCAACAUGAGUGGGAACGCACCAAAGCCCUACCUGACGUUGCAGUGCCACAACAAAACGGCUCAUGACUUUGUCUUCGUGGGAUCUUCCUCCCUCAUUGCCACUGCAGGGCUUUCAUCAGACAACAGGAAUGUUUGUCUGUGGGAUACACUAGUGACUCCUGCUAACAGCCUUGUACACGCUUUCUGCUGUCACGAGUCUGGUGCCACCGUGCUGGCGAUGGCCCCCAGGGAGCAGCUGCUGAUCACAGGCGGGAGGAAAGGCUGGAUCAGCGUCUUGGAGCUUCCCCACCGGCACCAGCGGCAGAGUUUCCAGGCUCAUGACUCGCCAGUCAAAGCUCUGGCUGUUGAUCCCACUGAGGAUUGCUUCAUUAGCGGAUCAGCCGAGGGGAACAUCAAGGUGUGGAGCAUGGCCACGCAGUCUCUCCUCUACACGUUUCCAAACGAACACGCCCGGCAGUCGCUGUUCAGGAACCUGGGGACGGGCGUGAUGCAGGUGGAGGUGGGACCGACCAACCAGAUCUUCUCCUGCGGCGCCGACGGAACAAUGAAGUUGAGGAUCCUCCCCAACCGUUUCAGUGUGAACAACAACCGCAGCAACCUCAAGAAUGAUGUCAAGUUCUUCAUAUAGACGGAGGAGGGGGGGAAACAUGACAUUUAUUCAGGUCAGAUGAAGAACGCGAAGUCCGUCUAAUGAUCAAGCGAAACUCCCUGCGUGAUUUUGGGAAACAUGCCGUCACAUCCGGGAGCGCGGCUGCAGUGGCCUCGUCCUGGGGAGCGAUGGCGUCUUUAGUGAUGACAGAGGUGAGAGCUUGUCACCUGGUCCGGACGGUUUGACCAUGCAGUGAAUUGAUGUGCUGUGAAUUUUAUGAAAUGUGAACACAAAUCUGGCUUUCAAGGCGACCAAGUACAGGAACUUAAAAACAGGUGUUUUUAAACUGUAGCUGAAGUGACCACAGGGUAAUGACAGAGUAAAGCAACAACAAAAAAACCCCAGCUGGAGAUCGUCCACUUCCAACUGCCAUCUGGAGAGCACACGGAGACACGGACAGCUUGUCUCCUCUUUUUUUUGCACAGAGAGCAAAGAGCCUGCAGUUCUUCCUCUUUAGCUCUUAUUAAAGUCGGUAAAGAACAUGGAGGUUCCCGUGGCAGGACUGCAGUAUCAUAGCAGGAUGACGGGUCAUCCAUUAGGGACUUUUCCCCUCAGCACAACUCUGCCAGGUCCGUGGACCUCGACAGAACCCGUCACAUCCACAGCUCUACGAUGACACCAGCUGGGUUCAAGGUGGAGGACCAGGUCACGAUCAAACUGCACAUCAGCUGUGAGCAAGUGUCAUCUUCAUAUCAUUGAUGUUGGACUUCAUUUUUUUUUUUUUCUUCUUCUUUUAAAGGUGUUAAUGAAACGCAUAUCUCUUUUAUGAAAAGCAGCAGUGUGACCGGUUGAGAAACUUGUGCUUUCACUUCCUGGUGGAGAUGUCGAUUAAAACACUAAUACCACUCUCAGAUUUGUCUGUAAAGUACCGGACAAGCAUUCGGUUACCUUAGCAACGAUUUGGAAGCAGCCAGCCUCAGUCUGAGGCAGAAACAAACAUCUGACGUUCAGUUUUACACGUCUUGUUUAAUCUGUACAAACAAAACGAUGCCAUGAUGGUUCUUCUGGUCUACUGUUGCUAGAUUGUUCCUGCAGAGCACCUUUGCAGACGAUGAGCUUUCAAAUUGUCAACUAGACCCUAAAACUGAACUAUCCUGGCAUCCUCUCGUCGUAGAGAUGGCGGCGGACGACCAUAAAACCGCAGUCGUCAUUCUUAUCAACAGGCACGAGAGUGGUGUCACACUCUUAAUCCAUCUCUGCCAGACCUGCACAUUUCUGUAACCGGUGACCCAUUCCUUAAGCUGAGGUAUUAGAAACCUGUGAGUUUAUACGUGUGUAGCAAUGCACCUGUUGUUUCUACAUUUGCACAUAAGCUAAAGUAAGCGCAGCGUAAUGCUUAGAAGUACAAGAGGCCGUAGUCCAAAUCUUUAGUGCAAUGUUCCCAGUUGUUAAGUGUCCUUAAUAUUGAAAACCACUUCUACCAACCUGGCACAGUGUUGGUACUGUUGGUCCUGCUCAGAUUUAUCAGUAUUGAUAUUCAGUUGCACAGAGUAGCUUUACUUUAACGGGGCCCUCGAUACGCCACGCAGAGAAUAACACCCGCUCUGGCUGCGUUACCUCUUGAAAUAUAAGGCUGACAAACGUAUAGUUGGAAACUUUUGCUGAAGACAAUGAAAAGGGGUUGAGGUGAGGGAGUCCAGUAUUUUUUUUUUUAAACUGAAAUAGUCUUUUAUCCCAUUAUGCUUGGCUUCCCUUCAUCAACUCCAAAUGUUAUCGUGGUUGUCUGCUGCUUUGAUAGCAGUAUUUUCUUUUUUCUUCCCUUGUAGUGACCUUUAUUUCAUUAGUAGAGUUGCUUCAUCUGAUUUUUCUCUUAAAUCCCGCCAAAAAUAUAAUCUUUUUUUUUUUUGGCAUUACUAUCGAGCUUGUUUUUCUAUCAUCCAAAAGCAGCACAUUGCCUUCAGCACAUGCUUGGAUAAUAUAAUCUCUGCUGAUAUGAUGCAUCUUCCACCUGAACGGAAGACUUUCAUGCAGUCAGUGCCACGUAGGUGAUUACUCGUAGACGCCUGUAGGGAUAAUGAAACUGCUUCUUAUUUUCAGGACAGAUAAUCAGAAGAAAAAAACAUUUAGAUGAAGCCGGGUUCCUGUAGUUAUGUAGAUAUAAUGAUCCAUAAGCUCUUUGUUAAUACCUGCAGGACUCAGAACAACUAGUUGUAGAUGAACACGGUGUAAUGAUAAAAGCCACUUUAAGAUUAUUAUUCUGUACAGACAGGUAUAUUUAUGAAAUAUGUUCAUAUUUAGAAGUAUAAACUAAGAAAGCAGAUGUUAUCAGAAUUUUUUUUUCUUCCUCUCCCAAUUAUUUGGGCUGGAAAAUCUUAUAUAUUCCUGCAGCAGUCAAAGAGUAAAAUCUGUUUUAUCAAAGCCAAACGCUUACUCUUAGAUACUGCACCGAAGAAUAAAUUGUUUUUUUUCUUGUUUUUUUUAAUCAAACUGUUUCUCUUUAAAGACUUUAUCACUAACAGCUAAACCACAUCAGUGUGUCAGGUUGAAAAAGCUUUUUCUUUUUCUUUAUUUCACUCUUACAAAGUGAACUUGAUCAUAACUAAAGAUACGUGGAUGAGUUUCAUCGAUGUUCAUCUCGUAGAGAUUCUUCUUUAUUUACCAUAAUUCUAAUUUUCUAAUGUAAAUUAUUGAAAUAUACAGAAAAUGUACUGAUAUAAUAAAAAUAACUAAAUGAAAGCGUUUAUAAAAUUGCAAACUGGUGACUGAAUUAUUAUGUUGUGACUUUUAAAUGUUUUUCAGUUUUAAUAGGAACUUGGAGAUGCAGAAUGGGUUCAAGUAAACAGUUGCUAUAAUUCUGAAUGGCUUUAAUUUGUAUUAGAACAACCAUUAAAUUUAAUUACAGAUAUUAACAAGAGGCACAUUCAUUUUCAAGUCUCCAUUAGUACACAGCUUAAGUUUC
This is a messenger RNA of Cololabis saira (Pacific saury), 12670 nucleotides long. Its product is annotated as dmX-like protein 1. Gene Ontology annotation, molecular function: protein binding. The record is from RefSeq and is a predicted model, not a curated record. NCBI's taxonomy places the organism in Eukaryota, Metazoa, Chordata, Actinopteri, Beloniformes, Belonidae. Bases 448 to 9750 code for a protein of 3100 amino acids. Gene Ontology annotation, biological process: vacuolar acidification. Gene Ontology annotation, cellular component: RAVE complex. The transcript is spliced from 51 exons.